CCCGAAGGGGGUUUUAGGGUUUGGUUUGAAGAGCCCUAACCCUAAUCUCCUCAUCCUCCUCUCUGCGUCGGCCACCACCCUCGACCGGCGAUGGCGAGCUCCAGCGGCGGCGAUUUCAAACGAAAAUUUAUGGACGGUGCUGAUGAGCAUGAAAUGAGAUUAAAGCGGCAACAGAUUUUUGAUCAUGGCUCACACUUCGAGUCUCCAUCAGGUUCAACUGCGAUGUAUCGUAAUCCAUAUGUGUACAAAGGCCAACCUCCUCCAUUUCCAGUCAUUCGAGUUCGUGGCCUCCCUUUUGAAUGUGUGAAAUCUGAUAUCCUCGACUUCUUUUAUGGCCUACAAAUCUUGGACAUCCUUUUUGUUCACAAAGGUGUCCGGUUCACUGGGGAAGCUUUCUGUGUUCUAGCAUAUCCAUUACAAGUUGAUUUUGCAAUUCAGAGAAAUAUGAGGAACAUGGGGAGGAGGUACAUAGAAGUUUUUAAGAGCACGAGGCAAGAAUAUUACAGUGCUGUUGCUAAUGAAGUUUUAGAAACGACGAGGAGUGGUUCAAGGGCAAAGUCGAAUGAUGAAAGUUGGAGGCACAUGGAGUCUGGUUCAUGAAGAGGGUUGCAUAUUCAGCAGGAAAAGAUGAUAUUACUGGAUUUCUUCAAGGACUAUCGAUUGUCUGAGACAGAUGUUCAUAUUGUUCUCAACUCUGAGGGGAGGGCAUCAGGUGAAGCUUUUGUGGAGUUUGCAAAUUCUGAGGAUUCAAAAUCUGCAAUGGAGAAGGAUAGAAUGAAGCUUGGGAGACGAUAUGUAGAGCUGUUCCCUUCAAAUGCGAAGGAGAUGAAUGAUGCGAUUUCAGGAGCACAAUAAGAGGCAUAUCAAUGUAUGGUAAAAUUUGUAGAAUUUGCUCAAGUUUCUGAUAUAUAUGAUGAUAUUUUGCUCCUAUUUACCAUUUCUGUGCUUAACUUUUCCAUUUUAUCUAUGGGUGGGACCUUUGUUGUAUUAAACCUUGAAGUUCAUGAUUAACUCAUUUGAGUGAGGAUUUACUUUUGUUGUUUGCA
Messenger RNA from Asparagus officinalis (garden asparagus), 1046 nucleotides. Its product is annotated as G-rich sequence factor 1. Gene Ontology annotation, cellular component: ribonucleoprotein complex. NCBI's taxonomy places the organism in Eukaryota, Viridiplantae, Streptophyta, Magnoliopsida, Asparagales, Asparagaceae. The record is from RefSeq and is a predicted model, not a curated record. The transcript has 2 exons. Gene Ontology annotation, molecular function: RNA binding.